AUGAAAAGUUACCUGGAACCUGCGAAACGGAGUGAGAAUGCUGGUGAUGAAAUAAACCAAGAAGAUUCUUUGAGUCCAUCUUUGUUCAAGACCCCCAAUAAUGUGCGAAAGUCCAAAAAUGAGAGUAAUGACACUGCUAGCCGAUCCAAUUCACCUAGCGGACCUAACUCAAGAAGGCCUAGAAGAUCUGCAUCACAGAAAGUGGACUACGAUUUGAAAAAGAGGAGAAUCAUUCCUUCGGAUGACUAUUCGAUGAAACAGAGGGGCAGAAACCCAUCUUGUUCGUCAUUGGAGAAGAAUAGGGAUGAUGACGAGGGAGAUGAGGUGGAUGAUGAAGAGGGAGCGACUUUUAAGAGCGUCAUAGAAUGCGACGAAGAGGGGAACGUAAUACAGAUGAAUGAGCCUGAGAAGAUUAAAGAUGCAAUCAACGGUGCAACUGGUUUACCUCUGAGUCAAGGACCUCCGGAGAAGGUUAAGAAGGAGUCUUUGUGGAACUAUAAAAGGGCUCUAUCUUCUCCAAACUCUUUUGUUUCUCUUUCGUCAUCUGAGGACAGAAGUGGCUUGGAAUUGAAAAUUUAUAGGCCCAAGUUGAAGACUGAAAAAUCCGAGACCAUCACAAGAUUAAGUAGCCUGAGGCAGAGGAUACAUCCCAAAGAUAUCUACAAAGAUAAAAGAGACAAGUACAUCAAGCCGGAAUACGAAAACGCAUCGAAAAAGGAUCUUGAACAUCAUCCAUCGGCACAUAUCAAGAUAAAGGCUACUGUUUCGAAAGACUCGAAAACGAAACUUUUUGGACAGAAUUCCUUAACCCAUUUGGCUGCCACAACCGCGAGAGGUAGUUCCAGGGGCUCAACGCCCGCUCAGGAAGUCGAAAACGAUGAUUUUUGUUCAUCAUGUCUGCAAACGGGAUCCUUCUUAUGUUGUGAUACAUGUCCCAAGUCAUUUCAUUUUCUGUGUCUAAAUCCACCUCUAGAUCCUGACAAUCUUCCUGAGGGUGAUUGGUCCUGCACGCAAUGUGCUUUCAAGCAAAACCAUCCCAAUCUGUCUCAGGUUAAGAAAGUCGAGAAAGAAUUCAUAGGAACGAAACUGCCUAUCAACGCUAGACUUUUUGGAAAACUAUUAUUUCAAUUGGAGGCCACCAAUCCUCGACAGUUCAAGCUCCCACAGUCCAUUAAAGACACUUUCCAGCACGUAAAAAGUGGCUCUAGAGCGCAAUAUUGUGACGAAAGAGAGAAAGAGCAUCUUUCAGAAAAGCAACUUUUCGACUCGCCGUACGGACAGUGUAUCACUAAGCAGGAUACAUAUAAUCCUGACAUACAUAUCGAUCAGGACACUGGUAAGCUGCUGGUAUGCUACAGAUGUGGUACUUCUAAAAUGGGGACAUGGGACAAUCCAGAAAAAUCACGACUGAUUAUGAGAUGUGAUUAUUGUAAAACGCCGUGGCAUUUGGAUUGUGUACCGCACGUACCUCGCGCUUCGCUUAAGAAUUUAGGUACAAAUUGGAAGUGUCCGUUGCACGCACCCACCAAGGGAGUUUUCCACAAGCAGAGAAGAUUGGUCCGAGCUCAGAAGUACGUGGAACCCCAACAAAGUUGUGGCUUCAAGAAUGAUGGUGAGAUUGAUAUCGUUCUCGAUGAAAUUAGCGCUCCUGCCUCUAGGGGAAUGAUGGAGAGUCUAAAGAGAGAUGGAGAUUUUCCACCCAUUUCAAUCCUUCGAGAGAAGUCGAUCAAGUUGGAUUUCCUGGACAAAGUUCUCCAAGCCAAGAAGGUGCAAAGAGAAAAUGACUUUAAAUCCCAAGAGCGGCUGAUAGACAAACUUGUAACAUCUCAUGAACGAAGCAAGAAAAACGAGAACAGUAGCCUUGAUGAAGUUCUUUCAUUUCUUUACUUUACGCUAAGUGGCACUCCCAAUUUGAAGAAACUGUGGGAUUUCAAAGAGCUCUGUAAAGUGGCAGAGCAGCAGUCAAUUGAGCAGGAACUCAAAGAAGAUAGAAUGACAAAUGAAGAGCUAAAGCAGCUUGUAAUACUAAAGAAAUUAUUAGAAUCGAAGCCUAAAGAAGAUAUUCUAAAGAUUUUGAAUUUGAAUAAGUGA
Torulaspora globosa is the source of this 2091-nucleotide messenger RNA. RefSeq names its product Rco1p (gene RCO1). Gene Ontology annotation, biological process: regulation of transcription by RNA polymerase II. The record is from RefSeq and is a predicted model, not a curated record. The transcript has a single exon. Bases 1 to 2091 code for a protein of 696 amino acids. Lineage: Eukaryota; Fungi; Ascomycota; Saccharomycetes; Saccharomycetales; Saccharomycetaceae. Gene Ontology annotation, cellular component: Rpd3S complex.